Messenger RNA from Staurois parvus, 1029 nucleotides. The record is from the annotation of a GenBank genome assembly. Lineage: Eukaryota; Metazoa; Chordata; Amphibia; Anura; Ranidae.
UUAACAGCUAGUGACGAUGUUCGAGAAACCUUUGCCAAAGCCAGAAAUGGAAAAUACAGACUGCUAAAGCUGGAUAUCGAAGAUGAGCAAUUGAAUGUGAGUGUUCGGGAAAAGCCAAUAAGCUCUUGGGACAAAGACUACGAUGGCUUUGUAUUGCCAGUUUUAGAAGAUAAGCAACCAUGUUACAUUUUGUAUCGUUUGGAUACCCAGAAUGCACAGGGCUAUGAAUGGGUCUUCAUUGCCUGGUCACCAGACUAUUCUCAUGUACGACAAAAAAUGUUGUAUGCUGCAACUAGAGCCACUGUGAAAAAGGAAUUCGGAGGUGGCCAUAUAAAAGAGGAGCUUUUUGGAACCACAAAGGAGGAUGUUUCACUUAGUGGAUAUAAUAAAUAUUUAGUUUGCCGUUCAGCUCCUGCCCCUCUUACUGCAUCAGAAGAAGAGCUAAGGCAAAUAAAGAUUAAUGAGAAACAUUACUUUGCAAAUGUGAACAUGCAGCAAAUUACUUACAUGCAAAUGUAUUGUAUGUACAAUAUGCUUUGUAUUCUACAAAUUGUCAAUAUUAACAGUUGUAUUUAUUGUCUACAGAAAAUAGAUAUAAAAAAUGAAGUCAUUGUUUUGGCAAACACCGCAUACACAGAAGUGAAGGAUUUACCGGCAAGGAUUCCGAAGGAUGCUGCACGCUAUCACUUUUUCUUGUACAAGCAUUCACAUGAAGGAGACUAUUUAAAUUCUUUAGUGUUUAUUUAUUCAAUGCCUGGCUAUGCAUGCAGUAUACGCGAACGUAUGCUGUAUUCCAGCUGUAAAAGCCCUUUGUUAGAUGCUAUUGAAAACCAGCUGAUGAUGGAAAUUACCAAAAAGAUUGAAAUAGACAAUGGGGAUGAACUAACUUCAGACUUCCUCUAUGAUGAAGUACACCCGAAGCAACAUGCACACAAGCAAAAUUUUGCAAAGCCCAAAGGCCCAGCAGGGAAGAGGGGUAUAAGGAGGCUGAUCAGGGGUCCAGCAGAAGCUGAAACAACCAGUGACUAG